This is a messenger RNA of Lycium ferocissimum, 1776 nucleotides long. Its product is annotated as SWI/SNF complex subunit SWI3B. Gene Ontology annotation, molecular function: protein binding. NCBI's taxonomy places the organism in Eukaryota, Viridiplantae, Streptophyta, Magnoliopsida, Solanales, Solanaceae. The record is from RefSeq and is a predicted model, not a curated record. Bases 76 to 1524 code for a protein of 482 amino acids. The transcript has 6 exons.
AAUUCCGUGGAUAGUUGGCUGACAUAGAGCGUUGUGCGUUUAAUUGAAACUUGUCUAAAUUUGUGAAACUGGAACAUGGCGGAAGCCGGCGAAAGCAAGUCACCGGCAAUUAAACCCGACCCAGAAAGUACCUCUCCGCCACAACCAGAACCACAAACACCAUCGCAGCCACCUCAAACGGAAGUUUUGCCAGCAAAGCAAUUGGAAUCCUCCCCAAACGAGCAGCCUGAUUUCGUCUAUAUUCCCACCUAUUCUCGUUGGUUUUCAUGGAAUACCAUUCAUGAAUGUGAGGUUCGUUUUCUUCCUGAAUUCUUCGACGGAAGAUCACCUUCUAAGAACCCUAAGACUUACAAAUACUAUAGGAAUACCAUUAUUCGUAGAUUUAGAGAUAACCCCACUAAAAAACUCACCUUUACUGAGGCUCGCAAGACUAUUGUUGGAGACGUCGGUUCAAUUCGUAGGGUUUUCGAUUUCUUGGACACAUGGGGUUUGAUUAAUUACACUGCUAACUCUUCCAAGUCUCUCAAGUGGGAAGAAAAAGAGUCAAAGUCAACAUCUGCUUCAGCUCAGCAAAACAGUGAAGCUAAUGGAACUUCCACUGAUCUUACUCUUCCUAAAAAAAGACUGUGCAAUGCCUGUAAGACAGUUUGCAGCAUUGCCUGUUUCGCUUCUGAUAAGCAUGAUUUGACUCUUUGUGCAAGAUGCUAUGUUCGUAAUAAUUACAGAGUCGGCCUCAAUUCUUCAGAUUUUCGGCGAGUUGAGAUUAGUGAAGAAGUUAAGACAGAUUGGACUGACAAAGAGACUUUGCACCUUUUAGAAGCUCUUAUGCAUUAUGGUGAUGAUUGGAAGAAGGUUGCUGAGCAUGUUGGUGGUAGAAGCCCGAAGGAAUGUGUGGCUCGAUUUGUGAAGCUUCCUUUUGGUGAGCAGUUUAUGGGCCCUCCUGAAUCUGCAGAAGUGGAUGGUGAACUCGGGUCUGAAACUAUGUAUCUUCCAUCCAAGAGAAUGCGCCUCACACCCCUUGCUGAUGCAAGCAACCCAAUUAUGGCUCAGGCUGCUUUCCUCUCUGCUCUUGCAGGAAAAGAGGUUGCAGAAUUGGCAGCACAUGCCGCUGUUACAGCUCUGUCUGAGAUUGGUGAGGGAAUAACUAAAGGGAGGCUAGGAUCACUACCCUCUGGUGUGGAGAAGCAAGAAUCGGAUGGCACUUCCAAUGGGUAUGCGAAGGAUACCCUUGAAAGUGCUCUUGUUGAAGCAAAGGCUCAGCUGGAGAAGGAGGAACUUGACCUGGAGAGAGGCGUCUCUAAUGGGGCAAUUGAGGCCAAGGAGAUUGAGGACAGAAUUGCUCGUUUUGAGGAACGUGAUUUACAGAUGGAAAAAGAGUGGCAACAGCUGAUGCAGCUUAAGAACCUGAUCUUCACUGAUCAACUUACUUUGCUGCUAAACAAAGCUGGUGCUCCAACAGCUGGAGAAACCAUUGGGGAGGAACCGAUAAGUGUUAAGGCAGAAUGCCAAAUCCCCUUGGUAUAACAUGGUCUUUUAGUUGGUCACCAAUCUAGUGGGACUUAGUUAUUUGUCAAAUAUUAGGUAGUAGCAAAUUCAGAUGAAUCAUAUAGCAUUAUUUGGCUGCUAAUCCUUGGCUUUCCCCCCUAUAUUUCCUGACUUACAUGUUGUAUUCCCCUCUGACAGAACUUGUAAUUGGCAUUUUUUGUUCUGCUUUUUUUAGUAGUGGAAACUGGUAACGCAAUACCAUUGUAGAGGAUAUUGUUUUUACACUUGUUA